CAAAAACACCGUGAGCGCUCGUUUUGUUGGUUACGUUCUCCCGCCGAGGGGGAGGGGCGGGGGGAGCAGCAGCGGCAGACUGGGUUAGGUCCGUCUGCCGCUGCUGCUGCUGCCUUUCUGUCUGGGACACUGCUGCCUUUUCCGCAGAAAUGCCUUUCCCGGACGCCCCCUUGUCUUCCGCAACUCUGAGGCCCCUAUCCGCCCCUUUCCCCUCUCAUCUGGAGCUGUAAAUAAUAAUUUCCUCUUCCCCUCAGGACGGCAGAUGACUAAUCCUGUGUUGCUCCAGGCAACGAGAGGAAAAUCACCACCAGCUGCAGCCAAGCACUGCAGAGCGUCUCUGGUGUUUCUGGUGGGUUAGUCUCCUCUGCAGGUUUGAAUCUGGUUUUGCUGAAGAGGGUUGAGGAAAACGAGCUCCAGGUUCUGGAAAGCAACCUGCUGAACCUCACAUCAACUGUGCUGAAUACUGCAGACCGGGUUUGAGCUGUAGCUGUGUGGCCGGGCAGCCUGGCUGCCCCCCUGCCUCCAGAUGAAUGAAGAACACUCCGGGACACAGAGGCACAGCUGAUACAGGGCAUGCAGGUGUUUCUGCCAAUAUGAUGAAGAAAAAGAACCCGCACAAGAAGCAUAAGAGCAGCCUCGGCCCGCCCACCAAAGUCCUGUCGCAGCCUCGACGCAACAUCGUUGGCUGCCGGAUCCAACACGUCUGGAAGGAAGGAGGAGGACAUGUGAUCUGGAAAGGAACUGUACUCGACCAGGUGCCUGUGAACCCGUCUCUCUAUCUGAUAAAGUAUGAUGGAUUUGACUGUGUUUAUGGUUUGGAGCUUCAUAAAGAUGAGAGGGUUCAGGGACUGGAAGUGCUCCCCGACAGACUUGCUAAGUCCCGUCUGACAGACGUCAACCUGGCCGACGCCAUGAUAGGUAAAGCGGUGGAGCACAUGUUUGAGACAGAGGAGGGUCCGAAGGAGGAGUGGAGGGGUAUGGUGCUGGCCCGGGCUCCCAUCAUGACCAGCUGGUUCUACAUCACCUACGAGAAAGACCCUGUCCUGUACAUGUACCAGCUGCUGGACGACUACAAAGAAGGAGACCUGCGCAUCAUGCCCGACUCUAAUGACAGCGUCCCAACAGAGAGGGAGCCAGGCGAGGUGGUGGACAGCCUGGUGGGUAAACAGGUCGAGUACGCCAAAGAGGACGGCGGCAAACGAACAGGCAUGGUCAUCCACCAGGUAGAGGCCAAGCCGUCCGUCUACUUCAUCAAGUUUGAUGAUGACUUCCUCAUUUAUGUGUAUGACCUGGUCAAAACUUCGUAAGAUUCUGUGGAUUUCCUGAAGCCCACCCAAACCCAGUGCGAUGGAAAGAAAAUGCAGCACACGUCAAGACAUCUGAAGCAUUUAACCCGGACUUGUUCUUCGGACCAUCAAAGAUGAAAAUAAAGACUGAAAAGAAGAUUUUUCACAGCGGGAAAUUAGAAGAAAGGCUGUUUUUGCGAGUCAACUUGUUUCUCUGCAGGAAGGUUUAAAAUGGAAAAAAGACCUCCUUUAAACCCUUAAAAUAAUAGGAAAAAGUUACCUUUAAUAGGUCUAAAAGCUUUUGAAGCCCUGUGUUACAUUUCUGGAAAAAAAGAAAGUUAUGUAAAAGAUCAAUUUUAGAAUAGAAAAUAAUACAACAUGGAUUAGAUUCAAGAAGAGGCUUCUUUUUUUUUUUUUUUUUUAAACUUUUACUAAACAGUGAUCUUGUAAAUAGAUCAAUAGUAGCCAUCUCUUUUUUGCUUGAGCAUUUAAAGAUUCUUCUGGAAAGAUUUCUGUGUCAUGUUUUCUACUGAAGCUCACCUGGCCACAGAAAAACAAGCAGACUCCCAGUGAAGAAAUGUAGCUUGAAGCCGGUUGUUGGAAGGGACUUGACUAGAAAUCAACAAAUCAAACAGACUAGAAGAUGAAGAAGAUGAUGAUGAUGAUUAUGAUGAAGAUGAUAAAGAAGAAGGAUUCUUAGACUGGAACAUUUCUAGUCACGAUGAAGGAGGAGUUGGUGUUUGGACUCAGAUGCCACAUCUCAGUGUUGACGAUAACUUCUCCAUCUGCCUAGCAUUACCAUGUAUGGAAGCUCAUUUCUGCCAUGAUUAAAAAAUACUCAUGCUAAAGGCAGUAUUACAAUAUUUCUAAGUAAAAAUUAUGACGCCCUAAAUCCGAAUAAUCUGAUAGUUUUGAAAGGUAGCUAGAUGCGCCGUUUGGCAUACGCUUCACUGAAUCAUGAAUUCAUACAUUCGCAUUUCUGUGUGAAUAUGCAGAAUUUGUAGUUCAGGCUCUGUUGGCCAGUAACAAAGGUAAACAGAGCAAAGCAAGUGAGGAUUGUCUGACAGUGAUUUAACUUUUUUUUUUUUUUUUAAUUUAUAUG
Molecule: messenger RNA, 2388 nt
Organism: Pelmatolapia mariae (spotted tilapia)
Lineage: Eukaryota; Metazoa; Chordata; Actinopteri; Cichliformes; Cichlidae
Gene: spina
Product: spindlin-1
Exons: 9
Coding region: 531-1307 (258 amino acids)
Biological process (GO): gamete generation
Source: RefSeq, a predicted model, not a curated record